AGUGGCGCCGCCUCAGGUAGUCAGGGAGCUCCCAGGCUGCAGCUGAGGUGGACGCUGAGGCGGCUCCCACCCGGCUUGGGACAGGCAUGAAGAGCAGAGGCGCGGGCCAAACAAGUAACAGAAGGGAGACACGCGGACGCCAGGACUGGGAUUCGUUGGUCCUUACACUUGGGCCGAUAAUUCAAGCGUGGAAGGGACACUGAACAUUCAGGCUUUUAAUGGGACGCGGGGCUGCGAGCGGCAAGCCAAGCUCCAGUGCCGUCUGCAUUGCUCUCCUCACAUAGAGACCACCGAUGGAAGGGAACGCCCCCGAAGGUACGGGUGCUGUGCACGUGCCUUUUGGGUACGUCGUAGCCAGUGAGAAAUGGCGGGGAUCGCAGCUGGCGCAGGAGAUACAAGGGAAAAUUAAGCUCGUUUUUGAGGAUGGCGUGGCACCGGUAGACUUUUACCUCUCUAACAGAGCUGGCAUUCUUUAUAUCACCGAAGCUGAUUUGGUGGCAGGCAACAGCUACAGAAAGAGGCUUGUUCGGGUUAGAAACUCCAGUAACCUAAAAGGGAUUGUGAUAGUUGAGAAGACGCCGAUGAGUGAACAAUACUUCCCGGCCAUACAGAAGUUCACGGUGCUGGACCUUGGGAUGGUGUUGCUCCCAGUGGCCAGCCAGCUGGAAGCCUCCUGCCUCAUUGUCCAGUUAGUUCAAGAGCAAGCCAAGGAGCCUACUAAGAACCCUUUCCUCAGAAAGAAACGGACUCUGCUGUCUGAGCCCUACCUCCUCCGAACUGUGCAACAGAUCCCAGGAGUUGGAAAAGUUAAAGCUUCCCUGCUGCUCCAGAAGUUUCCCACUCUCCAACAGCUGGGUAAUGCUUCCAUCCCAGAACUGGAGCCGGUCGUUGGACAGGCAGUAGCACAGCAAAUCCAUGCCUUCUUCACACAGGCCAGGUGAUGAAUGGCCGUGUUUUCUCCUUCAGAUCACAAACUAUAGCAUUUCAUAUGUAAGUAAGAGAAGUGGCAGGUACCAUGGCAUCGCAGGUUAGACCUCCAUUUGGGAAGGCAGCAUCUUACAUCAGAAUUGUUUGUGUGCUGGUUGCUCCGUGCUGAUGUGCCUGGGAUGCAUCAGAGGAUGGCCCCAAGUACUUUGAUGCUUGCCACCCACAUGGAAGACCCAUAUGGAGUUCCUGUCUCUUGACUUUGACGCAGCCCUCAACCAGCAGAUGCAAG
Ochotona princeps (American pika) is the source of this 1216-nucleotide messenger RNA. RefSeq names its product FA core complex associated protein 24 (gene FAAP24). Bases 294 to 941 code for a protein of 215 amino acids. The record is from RefSeq and is a predicted model, not a curated record. The transcript has 4 exons. Lineage: Eukaryota; Metazoa; Chordata; Mammalia; Lagomorpha; Ochotonidae. Gene Ontology annotation, biological process: interstrand cross-link repair. Gene Ontology annotation, molecular function: chromatin binding. Gene Ontology annotation, cellular component: Fanconi anaemia nuclear complex.